UCAGACAUUGAGUCUUCACUUUGUAACCGACUUGCGUGUUGCUCUGUGAAUGCUCCUCUUGUACAAGAUUAAACCCUUGUUUGAAUUUUGAGCUGACUCCGAUCUCCUUCCUCCAGUUCUAAAUUAUUGCAGAAUUAUUUUAACACUGGGCUGGCUGCCCGUCUCCAAUGUGUCAAACUGCAUUGGAGAAACACUGAUGUGGAAUGUGAAAUUGGUUUAGUAUUUUUACCGGUUUAAAUCACCGGGUGUGUUUGUUUUGUAAAGGAAGAGACCUCUGCAGAUAAUUUGGCUCCUGGUAAAAAAAGAAAAUGGACACAGGAGUACCUCUAAUUUCAAUCUGUAAUCCUCACAGCUAGAUGCCACUAAAUCCCCUAAAUCUGACACGCUGCUCCUUCAAGUGUUUGUCAUUUCCUGGAAAACAAUAAAAAAAUGUUGGGAACUCAUCCUGUGUAACACAUACUAAUUUUGUGUCAAAUGGAAUGCUUUACCUACCAUUUGGAGGCAUCAGCUCCAUCACAGGGAUGAACCUGUGUCUUUCUUUCACCUACACAUGCAUGGCCUCACUCCAAAAACGACUUUAUCAUGGUUGUCUUCUCACUCUGAUUCAUCCCUGACCGAUUCGUCAGUAAAACCUGCAGAUGCAGGUGAUGGUGGCUGCAAUAAAUCCUCACCUCAACAACAGAGGGAGGCACACAUUCAGUGCCACUAGCUACCGCAGACACCAAUUAAUAUUUUCGACAAGUCCCUCCUUAGCUUAAUGGUUUCACAGGGGGUACGUAAAUGCGGAAUCAAAUGGCUGUCUGCUGCCAGUUUCAUGGGAAAUUUAAUGUAAAUGUUAAAGCAACACUGUAACUUUAAAGAGAAGCGGGGCACCCAGUGGCCUAGUGGGAAGAGCAGAUGUCCCAUAUAUACAAAGGCAAUGUCCUUGACACAGCAGCCAAAGGCUCAAUUCCAGCCUGCAGCCCUUUGCUGCAUGUACCCAUAGCUAUUGUGAUGUCACCCAUUGCUUUGUGGACUCCAAUUUUGAAGCCUCUAGUUUGGCACUACGGCCGUCGCCAUCUUGUUUUUUUGCAGUUAGAAGUUACCAUAUUUGGGCGAAAGGUUGGAGCUGUGAAGGAGUGAGGGGUGGCUCUGACUGAGAAGCUGAGGACUCUAUCGGCAGACACCUGUCAUUCAAAGCUGCCAGUACUUAAUUAUGCGUAACGUUACGCCUUAAUAAAAUGGGUGUUUAGUAAGAUGGGCAUCCCUCAGAUCAGGAAUCCUGAACUCCCACCAGCCAAUGAGAUGCCAGAGUCUUACCACGCCUCUAUAGCUCUGAUUGGUUGUGGCCCAGCAUCAAUCAGCUGUGCCUCCUUCCUGGCCCGUCUUGGAUAUGAUAAUAUUACCAUAUUUGAGAAACAGAAGUACAUUGGAGGGCUGAGCACAUCAGAAAUCCCUCAGUUCCGGCUUCCCUAUGAGGUUGUCCAGUUUGAAAUAGACCUGAUGAAGGAUUUAGGAGUCAAGGUGGUGUGUGAGAAGGGUCUAGGUAUUAAUGGAAUGACUUUGACAUCCCUGAAAGAAGAAGGCUUUAAGGCUGUCUUCAUUGGGAUUGGUCUCCCUCAGGCCAACAGAGCUCCAGUCUUUCAGGGUUUGACUAUGGAUCAAGGUUUCUUCACUUCCAAAGACUUUCUGCCCAUGGUGGCCUCAGCUAGCAAGAAAGGCAUGUGUCAGUGUCGCUCCUCUCUGCCAGAAUUAAGAGGUGUAGUGAUCGUUUUGGGGGCCGGUGACACAGCGUUUGACUGCGCCACCUCGGCCCUCCGCUGUGGAGCCAAGAGAGUCUACGUCUGCUUUAGGAAGGGAUUCACUAACAUCAGGGCUGUUCCUGAGGAGAUGGAGUUGGCUAAAGAGGAGCAGUGUGAAUUUCUGCCCUUCCUGUCUCCUCGUGAGGUCAUCAUGAAGAAUGGUCGGGUUGCAGGGUUACAGUUCUGUCGCACUGAGCAGACUGAGGAAGGUGAUUGGCUGGAGGAUGAGGACCAAGUCGUCAGGCUGAAGGCUGAUUACAUCAUCAGUGCCUUCGGUUCCAUGCUCAACGAGCCGCAGGUGAGUGAAGCCAUGGCUCCUGUGAAGAUGACCCGCUGGGGUACUCCAGAGGUGAACACGGACACCAUGCAGACCAGUGAGCCCUGGGUGUUUGCAGGAGGGGAUAUUGCUGGUUUGGCAAACACCACAGUGGAAUCAGUGAACGACGGCAAACAGGCUUCAUGGCACAUUCACAGAUACAUGCAGUCCCUGUAUGGACAGACAGUGGACCCAGUCCCGAAGCUGCCGUUGUUCUACAGUGCUAUAGAUCAGGUGGACAUCAGCGUUGAGAUGUGUGGAAUAAAGUUUCCCAACCCGUUCGGCCUGGCAUCUGCUCCUCCCACCACCAGCACAGCUAUGAUCAGAAGAGCUUUUGAACAAGGAUGGGGCUUCGCUCUGACCAAGACGUUUGGACUGGAUAAGGAUCUGGUGACCAAUGUGUCUCCUCGUAUUGUGCGUGGCACUACCUCAAGUCAUCUGUAUGGACCAGGUCAAGGUUCCUUCCUCAAUAUUGAGCUCAUCAGUGAGAAGACAGCAGCCUACUGGUGUCAGUCAGUGGCUGAGCUAAAGAAGGACUACCCUAAUAAUGUGGUGAUCUCCAGCAUUAUGUGUGCUUACAACAAGGAAGACUGGACAGAACUAGCCAAGAUGGCAGAGGCAUCAGGAGCAGAUGCAUUGGAGCUGAACCUGUCUUGUCCCCAUGGGAUGGGAGAGAGAGGCAUGGGACUGGCCUGUGGACAGGACCCGGUGUUGGUGCGUAACAUCUGUCGCUGGGUGCGCGCAACCAUUUCCAUCCCAUUCUUUGCCAAACUGACACCAAAUGUUACCAAUAUUGUCGACAUCGCCAAGGCAGCUCAGGAAGGUGGAGCAGAUGGAGUAACAGCCACCAACACAGUCUCAGGUUUGAUGGGACUGAACGCUGAUGGCGUCCCUUGGCCAAGUGUUGGAAAGGACAAACGCACCACGUAUGGAGGGGUGUCUGGUAAUGCCAUCAGACCCAUUGCUCUCAAAGCUGUAUCAGCUAUCGCCAGAGCACUUCCUGGUUUCCCAAUUCUGGCCACCGGAGGCAUCGACUCAGCAGAGAGUGGACUACAGUUUCUUCACGCCGGGGCCUCAGUGUUACAGGUGUGCAGUGCAAUACAGAACCAGGACUUCACAGUGAUUGAGGAUUACUGUGUGGGUCUGAAGGCCUUAUUGUACCUGAAGAGCCUGGAGCUGAAGGACUGGGAUGGUCAGUCUCCUCCAACAGAGAGACAUCAGAAGGGAAAACCUGUUCCCAGACUGGAACAACUGGUGGGAAAGAGCCUCCCUAGCUUUGGUCCAUAUCUCCAGGAGAGGACAGAAGCCAUUGCAGAGUACAAGAAAAAGCUCAGAAACACACAAACUGAUGUGAUGGAGGCCACCAUCAGCCGGAUCAACACACCCAAAAAACCUGUUCCUGCUGUCAAGGAUGUGAUAGCCAGAGCCCUGCGCCAUAUCGGAGCAUACCAGGACCUUAACAACAUGGAGCAGGUCCAGGCUCUGAUAGAUGAAGAGAUGUGUAUCAACUGUGGAAAAUGUUACAUGACCUGCAAUGACUCUGGUUACCAGGCUAUAACAUUUGACCCAGAGACCCACCUUCCCGUGGUGACUGACAGCUGCACGGGCUGCACUCUGUGCUUCAGCGUCUGUCCAAUUAUAGACUGCAUCAAAAUGGUUACCAUGAAAACACCUUAUAAACCUAAGAGGGGUGUGCCCGUUAGUCCUGUGUGCUAAAGGGAAAGACAAUCCAGAACUUUCCACCUAUUUAAAAACAGAGAUCAGACAUUAUGAACUUUGGUUUUAAUUAAUCGUGGUUUAAGCAUUUGUUCGCCAUUGAUGCAAGUCAUUUGGAUGGUGUAAAGAAUUCAAAAGUGAAUGGGUGGGACUUGUGAGAAAUUUAGUCUUGAUUUGGAGAAAUACUGGCACCAUUAUGGUAUUACAAUUGGAAAAAGGGGCAACCUUCCUUUUUAAGUUCAAGGUUCACAACAAACAUAAUUUUUUUCAAUAUUUUAACCGUAAUUCUUAUCAAAAUUAUGUUAGUAAAUGUGUAAUCUGCUUUAUGUUAUCCCUCUGUAAACACCUUGGGUCUCAUUCAUGAAACGUGAACAGAACGAAUUUGUGUGUAAACUAUACGUUGAAGGAAAUUUGCGUGUAUUUUGGCAUUCAUCAAUAUGUUAGUAGCUCCAAUCAUUUUGUAGGUACUAACAAAAUCUACACCUGCCUACACCCACCUGUACCCAUUGUACACAUAUAUUUUCGUAUUGUGCUCUAUUAUGUUCACAAUAUGGAGAUGCCUUUGAAACACAUGAGUUAAACAUGACAAAAGAUUAGAAAUAUAACACAUUUAGCUAAAUUAGUUGGCAUUUAGCAGAUUCAAGCUUCAGAUUAGGCUUCUUAAAAAUGUGAAUGAGUUAUUUGAAUGGACUUAAUACAAAAUUGGAAAACACUGUUCUCUGAAUAAAUAAAAUAACAAACCAACCAAUCUACCCUCCACACUGCAAAGUAGGCCUGUGUUCAGUCACAACAAGCAGGCUAAGUGGGGAGACAUAAACUUUAUUUUAAAUGGAAUUUUGGUUUAAAAAAGACAAGUGAAAGUGGGAAAACAAUUCAGCAUCUGUCUCUACUCACAGUGGGCAGUUGGUGAACAGGAAUCAGACUACUUGUAAACUUAACAGCAGGUUAUUGCCUACAUUAGACCGCCUGUAUUAAGAUGUUUCAAUAGUGGUUAAAUUUCACAACAGAGACAAAGAAUGCUGAUGCUAAGGGGAAACACUAUUGUUACUUGGCUGUCCAUGACGGCAGAUGAGGGAGACGUGAUGCUGCUCUGCAGGGUGCUUGAUUUGCAUGUGGCUGCCACGAGGGAAGCUGAAGAGGACAGGGGCUUGACUCAAAUGUCGCUGUCGGGCAUACAACACACUUUUAAUUUGAGAAUUGAUGCCAUCGGCCAAAUUUAAAAACUAAAAUAUAAAAUUAUUCAAAGAAAAAGAAGAAACAUCUUGCAGAAAGGGCACUUAUCUAGACAGGGGGUUAAAGGGCAGAUGCUUGAGCACCACCUGCGGUCUAUUGAUUUACCUGUCCCUGUCACACCUCUACUAACAGAAGAAAAUAAAAUGUUUUUCUCAACUCAGCUUCACCUAAACAUCAACCUCAUCGUCGGAAAAGUUUUUCUUUCUCUCUCUCUCUUUGUUUGCACCAUGUUCGCAGGUCGACAGGAUGCACCUAUUCUGGUAAUUAUCACCUCCAUAUAUGGUCGUCACUGGCUAUAAAUGGGCGGGGAUGUACAUUAAUUGCUGACUAGCAGGAGCACGCUGUCAGUUUCAUCAACAUGCAUACAUGCUUUUGAUCAAAUCCGAGUUUUCCACAGCCUUCAUGAACCCGGUGUAGGUUUUUACUACCAAGGGUUUUCAUGUGCAAAUCUACUCACAGAUUUACAAACAUUUCAUGAAUGAGACCCCUUAUGUUUAAUGUGAUGAUGGACAACUUCAAAUUAAUUGUGCAUAUUGUAUAUUAGAUAUAUUAAUGUAAAAGGAAAUGCAUCUUUGAUAUAGUCUAUGAUUUAAAUAAAGUUUCUUUGAUGAAACAAACCGUCUGUACACUGGAGUGAAACUGACAUGAUCAGACACAUGUAAGACGGGGGAAAAAGUACUAAUGUAUCUCAGACAUCACGAGUCAAACUGGGAUGAAAUUCAUGUUUGAAGGACUAAAGGAUGGGCCACAACUAAAUGGAAAAUGGAAAGUGGA
This is a messenger RNA of Epinephelus moara (kelp grouper), 5820 nucleotides long. It is a transcript of the gene dpydb, whose product is annotated as dihydropyrimidine dehydrogenase b. Gene Ontology annotation, cellular component: cytoplasm; cytosol. Gene Ontology annotation, biological process: uracil catabolic process; thymine catabolic process. The record is from RefSeq and is a predicted model, not a curated record. The transcript is spliced from 21 exons. Bases 1237 to 3813 code for a protein of 858 amino acids. Lineage: Eukaryota; Metazoa; Chordata; Actinopteri; Perciformes; Serranidae. Gene Ontology annotation, molecular function: dihydropyrimidine dehydrogenase (NADP+) activity; NADP binding; iron-sulfur cluster binding.